This is a messenger RNA of Penicillium roqueforti, 1125 nucleotides long. RefSeq names its product methionine aminopeptidase MAP1. The record is from RefSeq and is a predicted model, not a curated record. Lineage: Eukaryota; Fungi; Ascomycota; Eurotiomycetes; Eurotiales; Aspergillaceae. Gene Ontology annotation, biological process: proteolysis. Bases 1 to 1125 code for a protein of 374 amino acids. Gene Ontology annotation, molecular function: metalloaminopeptidase activity. The transcript has 4 exons.
AUGGCUGAAGUUGCGACUCGCAAAUGCCGGGGUGUGGACUGCCCUAACGAUGCAGGCACCCUACAAUGCCCGACAUGUCUGAAGAGCGGCACGGACAGUUUCUUCUGUUCGCAGGACUGUUUCAAACGAAGCUGGAGCGAACAUAAGAGCAUCCACAAAAAGACCACCGGUACCUUCAAUCCGUACCCGUCCUUCCCUUACGCCGGUUCUUUGAGGCCCGUCUAUCCUCUGUCACCCAAACGAACGGUUCCCAAGACGAUCCCGCACCCGGACUAUGCCCGCGAUGGUAUCCCCCGCUCCGAGCAAAAACUUAUCGGCCGACAUAACAUCACCAUCCUGAACAAGGAGGAGCAAGAGGGAAUGCGUAAGGUUUGCCGAUUGGCUCGUGAGGUUUUAGAUGCUGCUGCUCGUGAAUUGAAGCCUGGUGUCACAACGGACUACCUCGACGAGGUUGUCCACAAGGCUUGUAUUGAGCGUGAUUCUUACCCCUCCCCUCUGAACUAUAUGAACUUCCCCAAGUCCGUGUGUACCUCAGUCAACGAGACUAUCUGUCACGGUAUUCCCGAUCAACGGCCCUUGCAGGAUGGAGACAUUGUCAACAUCGAUGUUACUCUGUAUCAUAAGGGAUUCCACGGCGAUAUCAACGAGACCUACUAUGUUGGAGACAAGGCACUUGCGAACCCCGACGCCGUCCGAGUGGUGGAAACCUCGCGUGAAUGUACGAACAAGUCAAUUGAGCUCGUCAAACCUGGCAUGCUGUUCCGCGAACCUGGCAACCUCAUCGAGAAGCACGCAAAGAGCCGCAACUGCAGUGUCGUCAAAAGCUACUGCGGCCACGGUAUUAACCAGCUGUUCCACUGUGCGCCCAACAUUCCCCAUUACGCCAAGAACAAGGCUGUUGGAACUGCCAAGCCCGGUAUGUGCUUUACAAUUGAGCCCAUGAUCAACCUUGGUACCUACCGUGACCGCACUUGGCCGGAUGACUGGACAAGCACCACCCAAGACGGACUUCUGUCAGCCCAGUUCGAGCAUACCCUUCUCGUAACUGAGGAUGGUGUCGAGGUGCUGACUGCCCGUCUGCCUGACUCACCUGGUGGGCCGGUUCCCAUGCCUUCGACAGCAUGA